Messenger RNA from Toxotes jaculatrix (banded archerfish), 765 nucleotides. RefSeq names its product gap junction protein beta 1a (gene gjb1a). NCBI's taxonomy places the organism in Eukaryota, Metazoa, Chordata, Actinopteri, Toxotidae. Bases 1 to 765 code for a protein of 254 amino acids. Gene Ontology annotation, cellular component: connexin complex. The record is from RefSeq and is a predicted model, not a curated record. The transcript is spliced from 2 exons. Gene Ontology annotation, biological process: cell communication.
AUGCCUCUUACACCUCCUGCUGAGCCGGACCCGGAACCAAAGAUGAACUGGGCAUCGUUUUAUGCUGUCAUCAGUGGUGUGAACAGGCACUCCACAGGCAUCGGUCGCAUCUGGCUCUCUGUCCUGUUCAUUUUCCGCAUCCUGGUCCUGGUGGUCGCAGCAGAGAGCGUGUGGGGCGACGAGAAGUCCGGCUUCACCUGCAACACCCAGCAGCCGGGCUGCAACAGCGUCUGCUAUGACCACUUCUUCCCCAUCUCCCACAUCCGUCUGUGGGCGCUUCAGCUCAUCCUUGUCUCCACUCCCGCCUUGCUGGUUGCCAUGCAUGUGGCCCACCGCCGCCACGUCGACAAGAGGCUCUACAGAUUGUCAGGGCGGACCAACCCCAAAGACCUGGAGCAGAUAAAGACACAGAAGAUGAAAAUCACAGGGGCUCUCUGGUGGACGUACGUCAUCAGCCUGUUGUUCCGUAUUGUCUUUGAGGUCACCUUUAUGUACGUGUUUUACAUGAUCUACCCUGGUUACAAGAUGAUCCGGCUGGUGAAGUGUGACUCGUACCCCUGUCCCAACACCGUGGACUGCUUCGUGUCAAGGCCCACGGAGAAGACCGUCUUCACCGUCUUCAUGCUGGCCGUGUCGGGGGUUUGUAUUCUGCUCAACAUUGCAGAGGUGGUCUUCUUGGUGGGGAAGGCCUGCAGUAAGCAUUUGCACAAUGCUGGAGACUCAACUAUGGGGGCCUGGAUCCAACAAAAACUCCGCUCAUACUAA